AUGGGUGAAAAAAAAGGCUUUUGACGUUGGACGCAUUUUCCAUUGUAAUGAGAGCUUUUUCUGCUGCAAAGGAGAGGAAAAAGGCUGUUGGUAUUUUUGAGUUAAUGAAGAAUCACAAAUAUAGAGUGGGUGUAGAGACCAUUAAUGCUCUGCUUGAUAGUCUUGGGAGGGCCAAGCUUGGGAAAGAAGCUCAGGCACUAUUUGGGAAGUUGGAAGGUAGGUAGGUUUACGCCAAAUUUGAGGAUAUAUACUGUAUUACUUAAUGGAUGGUGCAGGGUGAAGAAUUUAAUGGAGGCUGGGAGGAUUUGGAACGAGAUGCUUGGUGAGGGUUUUAAGCCUGAUAUUGUCACCCAUAAUAUUAUGCUUGAAGGGUUGUUAAGGAGUAAAAAGAGGUCUGGUGCAAUCAAGUUCUUUGAGGUCAUGAAAGCCAAGGAACCAUCACCUGAUGUUCGGAGCUAUACAAUUUUGAUCCUGGAUCUAUGCAAGCAAACUAGGAUGAAAGAGGCAGUUGGAUAUUUUUAUGAGAUGGUUGAUUCUGAUUGUCAUCCUGAUGCUGCAGUUUACACAUGUUUGAUGACAGGCUAUGGGAAUCAUAUGAGGAUGGACAUGGUUUAUGAAUUGUUGAAGGAGAUGAAAGAAAAGGGCUGUUCACCUGAUGGGAAAACUUAUAAUGCCCUUAUCAAGUUGAUGACCAGCCAGAGAAUGCCAGAUGAUGCGGUGAGGAUGUACAAGAAGAUGAUUCAAAAUGGAAUUGAACCUUCGAUCCACUAUCACAAUAUGAUCAUGAAAUCUUACUCUCAAAUAAGAAACUAUGAAAUGGAGAAGAAAAUAUGACAGACGUAGAGAAGAGAAUAGAGCAGCAGAAGAUGUUACAGGAUUUCUUCAUUAUGGAGGCUGAUUUGUUUUUGCAUCCAGCUAGUUUCCAUGUAUGGUGGGUUGCCAUUCU
Messenger RNA from Populus euphratica (Euphrates poplar), 946 nucleotides. Its product is annotated as pentatricopeptide repeat-containing protein At3g62470, mitochondrial-like. The record is from RefSeq and is a predicted model, not a curated record. NCBI's taxonomy places the organism in Eukaryota, Viridiplantae, Streptophyta, Magnoliopsida, Malpighiales, Salicaceae. The transcript has 2 exons. Gene Ontology annotation, molecular function: protein binding. The coding region runs from base 145 to 834 and encodes 229 amino acids.